This is a messenger RNA of Anopheles arabiensis, 713 nucleotides long. RefSeq names its product cuticle protein 16.5-like. The coding region runs from base 56 to 640 and encodes 194 amino acids. The record is from RefSeq and is a predicted model, not a curated record. The transcript has 2 exons. NCBI's taxonomy places the organism in Eukaryota, Metazoa, Arthropoda, Insecta, Diptera, Culicidae.
AAAGCGUUUAUUAGCGCGACGCGGCUCAUAUAAAUACUGCCGAUUACGCUAGUCGAUGUCACAUCAAAACCGUUCUCCGAACAAAUCACAUCUUCCAAACGGAAUAACCAACAAACCCAAAACAAGCAUCAUGAAGUGCAUCGCAGCUGUAGUCAUGGUCGCUCUGGUCGCCAGCGCUCAGGCCAACUACUACAACGCCGUCCCGUCGGUGUACAGCGUGCCAGCCACGACUGUGGUCCAGCAGAACGUUGCGCCCAAGUACGUCACCGCUUACGCUGCCCCUGCCAUCUCGUACGCCAGCCACGCCAGCGUUGCUCCGGCCAUUUCCUACGCCAGCCACGCCAGCGUUGCCCCGGUUGCUACCUACGCCGCCCCAGUCGCCACCUAUGCCGCUGCUCCGAUCUCUUACGCUGCCCAUAGCUCGGUUGUCCCUGCUCCAGUUGCUUACGCUGCUGCCCCGGCUGCCUAUGCGUACGGUCACACCAACUACGUCCAGGCUGUCCCGGCUGUGUACGCUCAGGUGCAGAAGGAAGCUACCUACGUUGCGGCUACCCGUGGUGCCGUCCACAAGGCUCCUCUGGUUGGACAUGCCGUCAACCAGAAGUCGUUCAACGUUGAGCCAGCACCUGGAACUCUGUAAAUAUUCAACUCAAUGCUGUAAUAUGUUUGAUUUUGAGAAUGGUUUUAAAUAGAUUGGAUUGUUGCAAGGAUUA